Molecule: messenger RNA, 972 nt
Organism: Elephantulus edwardii (Cape elephant shrew)
Lineage: Eukaryota; Metazoa; Chordata; Mammalia; Macroscelidea; Macroscelididae
Gene: IKZF3
Product: IKAROS family zinc finger 3 (Aiolos)
Exons: 4
Coding region: 184-972 (262 amino acids)
Biological process (GO): regulation of transcription by RNA polymerase II
Cellular component (GO): nucleus
Molecular function (GO): DNA-binding transcription factor activity; RNA polymerase II transcription regulatory region sequence-specific DNA binding
Source: RefSeq, a predicted model, not a curated record
CAACCAAAUGUGGAACUACAAACUACUCAGGAACAGUCUGCACCCAUAGAAGGUCCCGUGAAUUUGAAUGACUACAGUUUAACCAAGCCCCAUGAAAUAGAAAAUGUGGACAGUGCUGAAGGUCCAAGCAAUGAAGAUGAAGAUACAGGAGCAAGUGUGGAGACAAGACACAUCAAAGCAGAGAUGGGAACUGAAAGAGCUCUCGUUCUGGACAGAUUAGCAAGCAAUGUGGCAAAACGAAAAAGCUCAAUGCCUCAGAAGUUCAUUGGUGAGAAGCGCCACUGCUUUGACACCAGCUAUAAUUCUAGCUAUAUGUAUGAGAAAGAGAGUGAGAUAAUACAAACAAGAAUGAUGGACCAAACCAUCAAUAACGCCAUCAGCUAUCUUGGUGCAGAAGCCCUGCGCCCCUUAGUCCAGACACCACCUGCUCCCACCUCAGAGAUGGUUCCAUUUAUCAGCAACAUGUACCCCAUCCCCCUUACCCGUGCUGAGAUGCCUAAUGGUACCCCCCAGGACCUGGAGAAGAAGAAUAUGCACCUGUCAGAAAAGAACAUGCCUUCUGAAAGAGGCCUCUCCCCCAACAACAGUGGCCAUGACUCCACGGACACUGACAGCAACCACGAAGAACGCCAGAAUCACAUUUACCAACAAAACCACAUGGUCCUUCCUCGGACCCGCAAUGGGAUGCCACUCUUGAAGGAGGUCCCCCGCGCUUAUGAACUCCUCAAGCCCCCGCCCAUCUGCCCAAGAGACUCCAUCAAAGUGAUCAACAAAGAAGGGGAGGUGAUGGAUGUGUAUCGUUGUGAUCACUGUCGUGUCCUCUUCCUGGACUAUGUGAUGUUCACUAUUCACAUGGGCUGCCAUGGCUUCCGCGAUCCUUUUGAGUGUAACAUGUGUGGUUAUCGAAGUCAUGAUCGGUAUGAGUUCUCCUCUCACAUAGCUAGAGGAGAACACAGAGCCAUGCUGAAGUGA